Messenger RNA from Olea europaea var. sylvestris, 447 nucleotides. RefSeq lists its product as uncharacterized. The transcript has 2 exons. Lineage: Eukaryota; Viridiplantae; Streptophyta; Magnoliopsida; Lamiales; Oleaceae. The record is from RefSeq and is a predicted model, not a curated record. Bases 1 to 447 code for a protein of 148 amino acids.
AUGGGGGCCACAAAGAAGAAUCUUGAAGUGCAAAUUGAUGCUUUGGAACAAAUGCCAAAUUACGCAAAGUUUAUGAAGGAGGUGAUGUCAAAGAAGCGAAAAUUGGAGGAAUAUGAAACAGUAAAAUUAACAGAAGAAUGCAGCACUAUUCUUCAAAAGAAACUUCCUCAAAAGAGAAAAGAUCCGGGAAGUUUCACUAUUCCAUGCACCAUUGGAAGCUCUUCCUUUGAAAAGGCCCUCUGUGAUUUAGGAGCAAGCAUCAGCCUAAUGCCGUUAUCAGUAUUUAAGAAGUUAGGCCUCGGGGAAGUCAAGCCAACAACAUUGACUCUACAACUGGUUGAUAGGUCCCUCACUUAUCCACAAGGUAUUAUUGAAGACAUGUUAGUAAAGGUUGACAAAUUCUUCUUCCCAGCUGAUUUUGUGGUAUUGGAUAUGGAAGAAGAUUAG